Molecule: messenger RNA, 2211 nt
Organism: Dipodomys ordii (Ord's kangaroo rat)
Lineage: Eukaryota; Metazoa; Chordata; Mammalia; Rodentia; Heteromyidae
Gene: Fbln5
Product: fibulin 5
Exons: 11
Coding region: 67-1437 (456 amino acids)
Molecular function (GO): calcium ion binding
Source: RefSeq, a predicted model, not a curated record
GGCGGGCCCGCCGCGAGCCAACCACCUCUCGCCUCGCCGCCGCGCGCGCGCGCCUGCAGCUGGGACAUGCCGGCGUUGAGAAGAAUACUCACUGCUACUCUCCUGGCUCUCUGUCUUCCAAGUCCUGGGAAUGCACAGCAACAGUGCACUAACGGCUUUGACCUGGAUCGCCAGUCUGGACAGUGUUUAGAUAUUGAUGAAUGCCGGACCAUCCCCGAGGCCUGCCGAGGAGACAUGAUGUGUGUCAACCAGAACGGGGGCUAUUUAUGCAUCCCGCGAACCAACCCGGUGUACCGCGGACCCUACUCCAAUCCCUAUUCGACGCCCUACUCAGGUCCAUACCCAGCAGCAGCGCCCCCAGUGUCCUCUGCUGCGGCCUCGGCUGGGGCCGCAUCCAACUACCCUACGAUUUCAAGGCCCCUUGUCUGCCGCUUUGGCUACCAGAUGGAUGAAGGCAACCAGUGUGUGGACGUGGAUGAGUGUGCAACGGACUCUCACCAGUGCAACCCCACCCAGAUCUGCAUCAACACGGAGGGCGGGUACACUUGCUCCUGCACGGAUGGCUACUGGCUUUUGGAAGGCCAGUGCUUAGACAUUGAUGAAUGUCGCUAUGGUUACUGCCAGCAGCUCUGUGCAAAUGUUCCUGGAUCGUAUUCCUGCACAUGCAACCCUGGUUUCACCCUCAAUGAGGAUGGAAGGUCUUGCCAAGAUGUGAACGAGUGUGCAACUGAGAACCCUUGCGUGCAAACUUGUGUCAACACCUAUGGCUCUUUCAUCUGCCGCUGUGACCCAGGAUAUGAACUGGAGGAUGAUGGCGUCAAUUGCAGUGACAUGGAUGAGUGCAGCUUCUCCGAAUUCCUUUGCCAGCAUGAGUGUGUGAACCAGCCUGGCACAUACUUCUGUUCCUGCCCACCAGGCUACAUCUUGCUGGAUGACAAUCGAAGCUGCCAGGACAUCAAUGAGUGUGAGCACCGAAACCAUACCUGCACCCCGCUACAGACUUGCUACAAUUUACAAGGGGGGUUCAAAUGCAUCGACCCCAUCCGCUGUGAGGAACCUUAUCUGCUGAUUGGUGAUAACCGCUGUAUGUGCCCCGCUGAGAAUACUGGCUGUAGAGACCAGCCCUUCACCAUCUUGUUCCGGGACAUGGAUGUGGUGUCAGGACGUUCUGUUCCUGCUGACAUCUUCCAGAUGCAAGCCACAACCCGCUACCCUGGAGCCUACUAUAUUUUCCAGAUCAAAUCUGGGAAUGAGGGUCGCGAAUUCUAUAUGCGGCAAACAGGCCCCAUCAGUGCCACUCUGGUGAUGACACGUCCCAUCAAAGGUCCCCGGGACAUCCAGCUGGAUUUGGAGAUGAUCACUGUCAACACCGUCAUCAACUUCAGAGGCAGCUCUGUGAUCCGACUGCGAAUAUACGUGUCGCAGUACCCGUUCUGAGCCUCAGGCCGCCGCCUGGGACACUUCCGCUCACCAGCACCAAGGGACAGGAGAAGAGAGGAAACAAGAGCAAGAAUGAGAGCGAGACAGACGUUGCACUUUUCCUGCUGAACUUUUCCAGAGGAGGCAGCCUGGUGUCCUGACCCCUGCCUUUUUUAUCCUCUGAAGGACAUCCCAGCUCUUAUGAAACCGUUAUCAAAAAGUAUUAUUGUUGGCCACCCUGAUGUGAGAUCAUUGGUGAUUUUCAAAGCCUUCAGUUUACUCCCAAUCUUUUUCAAAGAAACAUAGAUUAGGUUGGCUGGGGUGUGAAUGGUGUUCAAAGACUGUGAACAUUGCUCUCACCUCUUCUACUUCUUCUGUCUCUUGUUGCAUUGCUGCUUUGCAAAGGCCCAAGAGAUUUCGGGGAAUGCUGGGUCUAGCUAGUUUGCUUCUUGCAUGUACUGAGAAGGCUAUGGAAACAAACCACAACAGGAUGUAAGGGUUUUUAAAGAGUCUAUUUCAAAACUGUGUCUGGUAUGUUCAGCUAUAAAACAGGUUUUCAGUGUUCUUAAAUCUGUAUAACUGUUUAAUCUUUCCUUGUGCAUUUUGAGUAUUUUUUAAGUGCUAGAAUUCUUUUAAAGGCCUCAGGCACAUGUUAAGUUCUGUCUUCCAGUCCCAGCUUCCCCUAUCUUUUAUUUUUUUCUUGAGGACUCCUUAAUCAUGCUUUCUUUAGAACUUUUACUCAACUGGGUUGGAAGGCAGAGUUCUCCAAAACCGAUUAAAUAUUUGAAGAGA